This is a messenger RNA of Magallana angulata, 1032 nucleotides long. RefSeq lists its product as uncharacterized. The record is from RefSeq and is a predicted model, not a curated record. Lineage: Eukaryota; Metazoa; Mollusca; Bivalvia; Ostreida; Ostreidae. The transcript is spliced from 3 exons. Gene Ontology annotation, molecular function: carbohydrate binding. Gene Ontology annotation, biological process: cell adhesion. The coding region runs from base 431 to 778 and encodes 115 amino acids.
ACUUAGAUCAAAGAACAUGAAUCACUCUUCGUUCAUUGGACUUCUAACGCAUACACCUGACCAACAAAUUUUGUGAUUUAAUCUUAAUCAAAAUUCUUAAAUUUAUUACGCAAAUUCACUGAACGAAUAAAGAGAUUAUACCACCAAAACGAUCCUUGCAUACAAACAAACGCACCUACGAAACCACGUCCAUGCGUUUAUUAUUUUCACAUUUGAGGAUCGUUUCGGAAACCAAGUGAAUGAACGAUAAACAUUAACUGUACCUCCCACAUAUUCACGUAUAUUAACUUAGGGCAAUAAAGGUAAGGCGAAAGGUCCAUCAUUCAAGCAUGCAUGACUUCUCUUGUUUUACCUACUAUAUAUACGUAUAUAUAAAUAAAAUCAAUUGAGAACCACUGACAUACAUUGCACAGGUAGCAAAGAAAUUACAAUGGCUAAAAUACAAAGCAUGCUGAAAGGCGUAUUACAUCUUGCUGUAAUGCUAGUAGUGUUUGGAUCAGCAGCCUAUGCAAAAUGCCAAAGUGGAAGCAUUGGAGCGUACAACUAUCCACAAGCACCCGAGUAUCCGGUGAAAGAGAUCAUCAUAUUUGAUCCUCCAUUCGACGAAAAGCCACAAAUGAUGUACGGCCUGAACUUUAUUGAUGUCAAUUAUGCAGAAAACUUCCGAGUUAACAGCUCUCUUGUGCAUAUCGACAAAUUUCAAGCCAUUCUUCAGAUGUCAACAUGGCAUGAUACAAAACUGUACGGGGUUGGUCUGAGUUGGAUGGCGUGCCCCUAAGUCAUUUGUGGAUAAAAAAAAAGAAACGCUGGAGAAAGCAUUAUCAGUUUUAAAGGAAUUCCGUUGCUUUAACCAAAACAGUUUACAUUACGGGUGAUGUUACUUUCUUUGUUUUCACAAAUUAGAUAUUCUUAUUGCAUAUGGUGUUUGUGUGUUAUGAUGGUAUAAAUUUAUAUACCAGCUGCGUGAAAGAUGUUCACUCAUUAUUCGUUAAAACCGUGAUGAAUUGAUUGUUGCUGAAUGUAUAAAUGCGA